Molecule: messenger RNA, 576 nt
Organism: Drosophila mauritiana
Lineage: Eukaryota; Metazoa; Arthropoda; Insecta; Diptera; Drosophilidae
Exons: 2
Coding region: 211-486 (91 amino acids)
Molecular function (GO): chitin binding
Source: RefSeq, a predicted model, not a curated record
UUUCAUUUCACAGUUGUCAGUCAAACGCUUUGUCAGGCCGCCGAGCACAUCAAUAAGCGGCGAAAAAAUACGAUUCAAUUGAAUUUUUAUUUCUCGCUUUCGGGGCGACGCGCGUGCGAGAGCCAACAAAAUAUUUGCAUGUAAAAGAAUUUUCCGCCAGGCAACAAACGGAGAAGCGAAGAGGCAGCAGCGUGAAUCAAAGGGAGAGCCAUGUCUGGUCGGGACUACAACGGAGAGCCAGGCUGUCGCAGUGCCGAGGAACUGGGCCAGUGCUACCGGCACUUCUGGGAUCCCACCGCCUACUGGCAGUGCGGUGGAAAAUCGAAGGGGGAGGAGCGGGAGCGGGAUCGGGAACGGGAACGGCCCGCCCAGCUGCAGCGUUGCCCGGCCAACGAGCUGUUCUACGACCGGGAGCGGCGGUGCGUGAAGUGGAAGGACUGGCAGUGGACCGAACCGCAGGAUCCGCCCACAAAGCCGAGCAAAUAAAACAGGACGCGCGCGUUCACUUGUAUUGAAACAAAUUGUCGAAAAUACAGAGGUGGUCAAAAGUAUUUACACAACGAGCUUUUUUUUCAA